This is a messenger RNA of Arabidopsis arenosa, 1849 nucleotides long. NCBI's taxonomy places the organism in Eukaryota, Viridiplantae, Streptophyta, Magnoliopsida, Brassicales, Brassicaceae. The record is from the annotation of a GenBank genome assembly.
AAUUCGUUUCUUCAUCUUCCUUAUUCAAGUUUCUUUCUUUCAUCGAUUUCUUCUUCGUUGAUUCAUCGCCCUCAUGUGAAUCUGAAGCAAAACCUCCAUAACUCGAACGCCACCGCCUGCAAAUUUCUUCCGGGCGUUUCGAAAGGACUGUGAAGAAUCGAGGGACCUGAGACGAAACAGGGUCGCGGAAAGAGAGAUGUGUUGGCAAAUUUCAGUUGAUUGGGAAUGAACUUAGUCACAAUAGUUCACAAGGCUAUCCUUCUUUCUGAACGAAGUCUCUGCUACGUUUUAUAUGCUUGGACUGCGACCGUAUAAGACUGGAUUUGCAGUAUGGUGUACUGCUAAGAUAUUGUUGAACCCUUUUUCCUGAAAUAAAGAAUAGAACUUGAUCAAGUGCACCACGUAUCUACCUCCUAACCUACUUUGCUCUUUUAACUAACAGGUUACCUGCUUGCUUAUGAUAACAUUUCCUUCAAUUUUCCUCGGUGAUGUAUAUAUGCUUACAUUGGGCCAUCAUUUAUUUUUUCUUGCAGAAGAACGAAGAUCCGAAGGAGUAUAUCAUCUGCAACAAGAGAGGACAAGGGAAUUUUACUUAAUUGCUGUUAGAAUUUAAAACAAGUUUUGGGUAGGUUUGGACUCUCCAUGGCUCCUGGUGGCAGUGCGUUGAAAGAAGCCCUAGAAUCUAACUCCACAGGCUUAGAUUAUGAGGUUAAGAUGGCAAAGGUUGAGGCUAAUAGCAAACCAACAAAAUCAGGGAGUGGCUCCAUUGGAAAAUUCCAUUCGAGCAAUGGUGUUUAUGAGCUCCUCGAAUGUCUGGUUUGUACAAAUCUAAUGUAUCCUCCAAUUCAUCAGUGCCCGAACGGCCACACAUUGUGUUCAAGCUGCAAACUGAGAGUGCAGAACACAUGCCCUACAUGCCGCUAUGAGCUUGGUAACAUAAGAUGCUUGGCUCUUGAGAAGGUUGCAGAAUCAUUGGAAGUUCCAUGCCGGUACCAAAAUUUAGGGUGUCAUGACAUUUUUCCGUAUUACAGCAAGCUCAAGCACGAGCAGCAUUGCAGGUUUCGAUCCUACAACUGUCCUUACGCUGGUUCUGAGUGUUCAGUGACGGGUGAUAUUCCAACACUUGUUGACCAUCUCAAAGAUGAUCAUAAAGUUGAUAUGCAUGAUGGAUGCACUUUCAACCACCGUUAUGUGAAGUCAAAUCCGCACGAGGUCGAGAAUGCUACAUGGAUGCUUACGGUCUUCAACUGUUUUGGAAGACAGUUCUGCUUACACUUUGAGGCGUUUCAGCUCGGGAUGGCACCAGUGUACAUGGCGUUUCUACGGUUCAUGGGAGAUGAGAACGAGGCUAAGAAGUUCAGUUACAGCUUGGAAGUUGGAGCUCACAGCCGUAAACUGACAUGGCAAGGGAUUCCCAGAAGCAUCAGAGACAGUCACAGGAAAGUCCGAGAUAGUCAAGACGGACUCAUAAUCCCUAGAAACUUGGCUUUGUACUUCUCUGGCAGUGACAAAGAAGAGCUCAAGUUGCGAGUCACUGGACGGAUUUGGAAAGAAGAAUAAGCUAAUGAUGACUUAUGAUGCAAAGCAAAAUGGGAAAUAAGAAGAGAAGAAAGAAAAAUAAGAGUUGAUUGAAUCUAAACGGAUGAUGUACAUAACAGCCUUGAGAGAGCUUCCUGAUCAUAUGGAAGGAGUUGAAAAUUCGAAAUUUGUUCUUUCAACUCUCUUUUUUCAGUAACUAUGAGAUAAAAAUUAUCCCAUGAUCGGUUGAAAUAUUUUGUGGUUUGCAAUAUUACAAUCUCUGUCUUGUAAUCUUGGUUUUAUUGGAAAAAAAUAAAGACGAUCUUUUUGU